Messenger RNA from Ctenopharyngodon idella (grass carp), 1006 nucleotides. Its product is annotated as microfibril-associated glycoprotein 4-like. Gene Ontology annotation, biological process: elastic fiber assembly. Lineage: Eukaryota; Metazoa; Chordata; Actinopteri; Cypriniformes; Xenocyprididae. The record is from RefSeq and is a predicted model, not a curated record. The coding region runs from base 60 to 797 and encodes 245 amino acids. The transcript has 5 exons.
AUUUAAAAAGAAAACAUUGAUAAAUCUCUGCAGUGAUCAGCUGAGAAAAAACUGAGAGGAUGGCAAUGCUGUUUCUCGCGGCUCUGCUCUCUGUUUUCACGGGGUUUGUUGUGUCCGUUCCUGAUGGAUUCAAGCCGGUCGACUGUUCUGACCUUUAUAAAGCAGGACAAACAGUCAGUGGGAUUUACUCCAUCUAUCCAGCAGGUGACACUCCUGUCUGGGUUUACUGUCACAUGAUCUCAGAUGGGAAAGAUGAAGAUAAAGGAGGAUGGACGGUGUUUCAGAGGAGAAUGGACGGCAGUAUUAAUUUUUAUCAGCCGUGGAAUCAGUACAAGACAGGAUUCGGGUCCACUGAAGGCGAAUACUGGCUGGGGCUGGAGAACAUGUACCAGCUGACACGUAACAGGAAGUACAUGCUGAGAGUGGAUCUGGAGGACUUUGAAGGAAGGAAAGGUUUUGCUCUGUACUCGUCCUUCUCUGUGGAUUGUGAAAAUGAGGGGUAUAAACUGCAUGUUUCAGGAUUCAGUAAUAGAGGAGCAGGCGACUCUUUGUCCUACCACAAUGAUAUGAAGUUCUCCACCUUUGACAAAGACCAAGAUUCCGAUAAGAAGAACUGUGCCAAACAGCAUCUUGGGGCAUUUUGGUACGCAGCCUGUUACAGAACAAACCCUAACGGUGUGUAUUUAUGGGGAGAAGAUCCCACCAUUUUCGGCAUUGGAAAUGUUUGGUACCACUGGAAGAACAAUUACGCUGUUGGUUUGAAAUUCAUCAGCAUGAAGAUCAGACGCGUGUCUUAGAACUUUGAAGAAACAUUACAAAACAAAACAAUCAAAUUAAAGUUUAGUUUCUUUUCCUCUGUUAACUGUGUAACUUAGUAAAUCAUGUCAGAAUAUAUAUCACUGAUGUUUUGUAUACUCAUCAAUUAUUUUCUUCUUCUUUGUUUUGGGUCACUUCUUUAAAUUUUCAACUGAAACAAAUCAACAAUAAACUCCAGCAAUGAAAGUCA